This is a messenger RNA of Nothobranchius furzeri (turquoise killifish), 7762 nucleotides long. It is a transcript of the gene npr1b, whose product is annotated as natriuretic peptide receptor 1b. Gene Ontology annotation, cellular component: plasma membrane. Gene Ontology annotation, biological process: intracellular signal transduction; protein phosphorylation; cGMP biosynthetic process. The record is from RefSeq and is a predicted model, not a curated record. Gene Ontology annotation, molecular function: protein kinase activity; ATP binding; adenylate cyclase activity. NCBI's taxonomy places the organism in Eukaryota, Metazoa, Chordata, Actinopteri, Cyprinodontiformes, Nothobranchiidae.
CUGCAGCUCUAAACACCUUUUAUCUGGGUGGACUGGUUCGGAUACCAGGUUUCUGGCUGCUGACUUUCUGGUUUAGGCUUUGUUGUACAAGUUUUUACUGAUGAUUUAUCUGUAUUUAGUACGGUGACCUUGGGCUGAAGAAAUGAGUCAUAAAAUAAAAUGUUUUAUUAUUACAAGUCAUAUUAUAUUAUUAUUGUUAUUAUCUGUAUCAUCAUCAUCAUUACGUUCCUCAACUGAACAAAACAAGUUUUAAUAAGAUUCCUAUCUUACAGGUGAAACUAAUAUAUGAGAUAGACUACAGAUAUUUUAUAUAAUUGUGAUGAUUUGGUUUUCAGUCAAAAUCUCAGGCAAUUAGAAUAUUGUGAUCAGAACAUUAUCAGAACCAUGAUUGGAUUUUGAGUUUGUGUGACCCGGGCCCCAGCAGCCCACUGCUCCUCGGAGGGCUCAGAUGCCAAGAAAAAUUUCCCCAAGAUGAUAAAAAUAUCUGAUUAAAAUGUUUUUGCUGAAUUCUGUCACAACGAGGUGCCUCAUAGGCUGCAGGUAGGUUAGAAAAACUUCGUCUUGAGAUUAACUCGGUUCGGUGAAACCAGUUUGUUCUCCAUCAGGUCCAGUUCAUGGAGAAGCUCAGGUGAGUUGUGAAAGGAGACCUGAUGUAAUUUCCUGUUUGGAUUAUGUUAAUCCUCAUGCUGUACUUUCUGAUGAUGAUGGUGCCACAGGUUGUCUGAUAAGCCCAGAGCAGCAGGUUCCAUCACACAAAGAACAAACUUCAGAUUGCAUAUUUGGAUCCUCUAGACUAGAAUAAAUCAGAAGCUGCAGAAGAAAACGUCUAACUGUUAAGGUGCAGCUGUUUGAUGAAGGAUGGAGCUGUCUGAGGAAGAGGACCACCAUAAAAGAGAAGGAAGAGCUGGAGUAGAAUUUUAAUGGAAUAAAAAAAAUCUCAGUAUACCAGAUCUGGCUUAAUCCAGUCUGAACCAGGACAGGUCUGGUUUAAUCUGAUGAACAGAACAGUUCUGCUGGUGAAGUUUCCUGCCUAAGGACACGGCCAACUGGCAACUCUCGACGCUCACCUGGCAGCACAAACCUUUGACCUACUCGCCUGUAUGUGUGACUGAUCAUGAAGCUCAAGUGGGUUAUUUAUUGCUCGGAGCCACACGGUGUCAUUCUAACUUUAAAUUGCUGUUCUUUUGGACCACGAGGAGGCGCCAAGCAGCAAGCCAAGGGUCCAGUUUCACCUCUCUUGGAGCUCCUGCUCAGUGGGUCUGGAGCUCAGUCUCAUCCUGGGGCACCAAGGGACCCCUGACUAGAUUGGACAGCCCGCACCCCACCCCCCACCUCUUGCCCCUCCUCUCACCAGCUCCUCCACCCCACCCCUUCCCUCUCUAAUCCCUCCCUCCUCUCUCCUCUGCCUUUCCCCUCUCUCCUCUCUUGCUCCCUCUUCCUGCCCCCCACCUUCCUGCAGGCAGAGCAUCUCCUAGCUCUCUGACGGUUGGUCACAUUUAACAGAUUUUGAGCGCCGGUGAUUGCGGACCAUGCCCACCCUCCAUACAUGUGACGGGCCUCUGAUUUGUGACCAGUGGUUAUCUCUGAUGUUCAUAUUUUGAGAAGGAAACUCAGAGCGGACCUUUACUGGCACAUGAAACAUUUUGGGAGAGUUUCUGGGAUUUCCUGCAGCAUGGAGAAGAUCUGCUCUGGUAGAUUCACCUGUACUGAUUAAACAGGGCUCUUGUCUUCCACCUCAGUCAGGUUGGGAGUAAUUCACCAACAGUUAAAAGGUGAUGACCUGCUGGGCAGAAACGUUCUGCUGCAUGGAGGCCUGGACUCUCCUGCUGGUUCUGUUAGCUCUGUUGGACCUACAGUUAGUGGCUGGGCAAGAGGCUCAGCAUCAUGGAGUGAACCAUCACCACAGAGAUCAUCAUGACCUUGGAAAACAUCAUAACAUCACACUGGCUUUUAUUCUGCCACAGACUAAUGUGGAUUAUGCAUGGGCGUGGCCUCGUGUUGGCCCUGCCCUGGACCGGGCUGUCAGAACUGUAAACUCUGAUCCUACUCUGCUGCCCAACCAUCAUCUCUCCUAUGCCUUCAAGAACAGCGAGAAUGAGCACAGGAUCUGCUCUGAGUCUGUGGCGCCGCUCAUGGCGGUGGAUCUGAAGCUUGCAUACGACCCGUGGGCCUUCAUUGGGCCCGGCUGCUCCUACACAUCUUCACCAGUGGGAUUAUUCACCACCCACUGGGAUGUGCCCAUGAUCACAGCAGGUGCUCCAGCCACAGCUUUUGAUGGGGGCAUCUACCUGUCCAUCACCAACACAGGCCCCACCCACAAGAAGCUGGGCAGGUUUGCGCUGAAGAUCUGUGAGCACUUUGGGUGGCAAGAACAUGUGAUGCUGAUGUUUAGCGAUAACAAGGCAGAUGAUCGGCCAUGCUACUUUGCUAUGGAGGGUCUGUACAUGGAACUGAAGAGGAUCAACAUCAGCACUCAGGACAGCGUGUUCGAGGAGAACAAACCGGCCAUCAAUUACUCCCAGAUCCUUGCCGACAUCCAGAAUAAUGGCCGUGUGAUGUUCGUGUGCUGCUCUCCGGAUGUCUUCAGGAAACUGAUGAUCCACUUCUGGCGGGCCAACCUUCCACAUGAGCAAUAUGUCUUCUUCUACAUGGAUCUGUUUGCUGAUAGCCUGAACGCAAGGCAGAAGCAACCUUGGGCCCGUGGAGACAAGGAUGACCAUGUUGCCAAGGAGGCCUUUCAGUGUGUGAAAAUCCUGACGUAUAGAGAACCUUUGAAUCCAGAGUACCGACAAUUUGUGUCCCAGCUAAAGAUGGAUGCCCGUCAAAUGUUCAACUACAGCGUGGAAGACUCUCUGAUGAACAUCAUUGCUGGAGGAUUCUAUGAUGGUCUAAUGCUCUACAUUCAAGUUCUGAAUGAGACCAUGAUGAUGUCCAAAGGCCGUCCACCAGGAAGCAUCAUCACCAAAAAGAUGUGGAACCGAACCUUUCAUGGUGUGACAGGGAUGGUUCACCUGGAUGAAAAUGGGGACAGAGAGAUAGACUUUGCUUUGUGGGACCUGGUGGACACCAACAGCAGCACCUAUCAGAUCGCUCUGGUUUACAGCAGCUCUGAAGAAAAGCUGACAGCUGUUCCUGGAACAGUUUUAAACUGGCUGGGUGGACAGGUUCCUCAUGAUGUUCCAAACUGUGGCUUCAAGAAUGACAACCCUAUAUGUCGUACGAAAACCAUCACCAUCCACCAGAUGGCCUUCACCGUGAUCUUUUUCAUCCUCACCAUGGCCCUGGCCACAGCUGUCUUUAUCUACAGGAGGAUGAAGCUGGAGAAGGAGUUGGUGGCACAGCUCUGGAGGAUUUCCUGGGAGGACAUCCAGAUCAGCAACCUGGACAAAGUGUUGCACAGCAGCAGCCGGAUCACACUGUCACUGAGGGGAUCCAAUUUUGGCUCCCUGCUCACCGGAGAUGGAAACCUGCGGGUGUUUGCAAAGACUGGAUAUUACAAGGGAAACAUUGUGGCCAUUAAAUACACAAACUGCAAACGGAUCGAGCUCAACAGGAAGACUCUGUUUGAGCUGAAGCACAUGCGAGAUGUUCAGAACGAGCACCUGACCAGGUUCAUUGGAGCCUGCAUCGACCCCCCUAAUGUCUGCAUCAUCACAGAGUACUGCCCCAGAGGCAGUCUGCAGGACAUCCUGGAGAAUGACAGCAUCACUCUGGACUGGAUGUUUAAAUAUUCUCUCAUUAAUGACAUUGUGAAGGGCAUGGUGUUUCUCCACAACAGUGUCAUCUUGUCUCAUGGUAAACUCAAAUCUUCAAACUGUGUUGUGGACAAGCGCUUUGUCCUGAAAAUCACCGACUACGGGUUGUCUAGUUUUCGAUCAGAGACCAACUCAAGUGAUGCCCAUGCCUACUAUGCCCAGAGGUUGUGCAUGGCUCCAGAGCUGCUUCGUCUGGAGUCUCCUCCUCUUCAGGGAACCCAAAAAGGAGAUGUAUACAGCUUUGGGAUCAUUCUCCAGGAGGUGGCGUUACGGCGGGGCGCCUUCUACCUGGGGGGGAACUUGCUAAGUCCUAAAGAAGUCGUGGACCGUGUGAUUCUGGGUGAGUGGCCCUGCCUGAGACCAGUUGUGGACCCUCAAAUUCACAGUCCUGAGCUGGGUCAGCUGAUGCAGCGCUGCUGGGCCGAGGAGCCAACUGAGAGGCCUGACUUUAACCACAUUCACUUGCUGCUUCGCAAACACAACAAGGAGUCCAGAAGCAACAUCCUGGACAACCUGCUGUCCCGCAUGGAGCAGUACGCAAACAACCUGGAGGAACUGGUGGAGGAACGGACAGAAGCUUACAACGAGGAGAAACGCAAGGCUGAGGCUCUGCUGUAUCAGAUCCUACCACACUCCGUGGCGGAGCAGCUGAAACAGGGAGAGACAGUUCAGGCAGAAGCCUUUGACUCCGUCACUAUAUACUUCAGUGAUAUUGUGGGCUUCACCAACCUGUCUGCAGAGAGCACGCCCAUGGAGGUGGUCACUCUCCUCAAUGACCUGUACACCUGCUUCGAUGCCAUUAUCGAUAACUUUGAUGUUUACAAGGUGGAGACCAUUGGGGAUGCCUACAUGGUGGUGUCAGGACUGCCAGUGAGAAAUGGGAAGCAACAUGGCAGAGAGAUUGGCAGCAUGGCACUCACCUUGCAGAACGCUGUCCGGACCUUCAGGAUCCGCCACCGACCACAGCAGCAACUGGAGCUUAGGAUUGGAAUACACACUGGUCCGGUGUGUGCAGGUGUUGUGGGUCUGAAGAUGCCCCGGUACUGUCUCUUUGGUGACACUGUCAACACGUCAUCCCGUAUGGAGUCCAGUGGAGAAGCACUGAAGAUCCAUGUGUCUGCAGCAACCCGAGACAUCCUGAUGGAGUUUAACUGUUUUCACCUGGAGCUGAGAGGAACCAUCGAUGUCAAAGGCAAAGGAAGGAUGACCACCUAUUGGCUGCUGGGACAGAGCAGCAGCCAAUGAGGAAGUAGAACAGAUGGAAAACAACAAGAGAGGGUGGAGGGCUUGACAAGUCUUUUAGUCCUGCAUCAGAUCUGCCAGAAGUUUCCACAAGAGAAAAGUUCUAGGGUUCUUCGUAAACCCAGAACUCCCACGCUUAUCAGUCUUUGGAUUACAAAGCUGGAGACAACUGAAGCAGGAAUGGUGUGGAACAUAUUCUAGCAGAAAACGUGACUUUUAACCCAGAGCCUCAACUCAUACUCCUGCAGGUAAAACACCAGGGAUCUGGACCAUACUGCUCUUUGAGUUAGAAAGUAGGACUCAACGAAAGCACUGACUCUGGUCCAUCUGCUGAGUCAGGAUGGACCAGAGCUGAGUGUCUUUCUGUCAGAGUCAGAGGUCAGCAUACGUCUGCUGGUUUUUUCUCUAUAAAAAAUGUGAUUCAACUACUUUCAUGAGUCCUACAGGAAAAGUUUCCUACAAGUAGACCAGCACCAUAAAUAUUCCUCUCUCAGGAAGCCAAACCCUAGGAGUUUUAAGCUUUAGUUCCACUGAUGGGUUCGGCACCAGUCGAGUCUUUUCUGUUGCAAAAGUGCGCCAUGCAACCAACCUGGACCAUGCCAUUCACGGGUCCGCCACAAUUUUAGAUCCAAAGAACAGAGCUGUACGCCUAGAGGAGACUAAUUGUUGUCACAACCGUCUGAUUGUGGAACAGAAAAUCACAACUGCAUGUGACAAGCUAAAUAAAUGCCGGUGUUGUUUGUAUCAUUAUUAGUACAUCAACAUGAAAAGAUGUCACAAAGUCAGGUUUGGUUUGGUUCAGAACAUUCCUCCCCAUCAUCGGCAAUAGCUACAUACAGGACAGUAUACCUUCCACCCACUGGAACGAAAGCUUUAGUGAAUCUGAUCUGGACUAGAGGUAAAACUAAAUCAAACCUCGCAAACUUCUGAUGUGGAAAAAUCUAAGGAAAUAAAUGAUAAACGCACUUUAGGUAAGGGAACAUGUCUCACAUAUCCAAUAAACGACUUACUGUUCCAGUGUGCUGAUUAGAACAGCUCUACGUACUCUAACCCAACCUGUGUGGUCUUUAUUCUUUUGUUGUUCUGAAGCGGUCAUUUAUGUGGAGCUUUAAUCAGCUGAUUCUGCUGUGGCUAUUGGCAAACAUCACAACUGUACUAGCGAUGAGUAGUAUCGGGCUGAUACUUGACGUGGUAUCUCCUGUAGUUUAUAUAUUAAUGUUUCAUUAUGAAACAGGCUCCAGACUGUUAGCUGGUGGUCCAGCAGCAAAUAUCCUGAAGAUUAAACUUCACUAAAACAGGUUUGUUAGAAAAAGUUCUUUUUAAUCAGAAUGUAAAAACAAAACAUGCAAAUGAUCAAAAUGAAAAUGUCUAUUCAGAAACAAUCGUCUGUUUUUCCAGUAACUAUGUGAUGAAAGCAAAUAAAUGUUCUGACAACCAGUUUAAAAAGAUAAAAUGAUUAAACCUUUUCCUGCUGCUCACCUUUAACUUUUGUUGUAGUUUUAAAAAGAAAUAAUUAGUUCCCCUCCUUCAGAAAGAACAAACACACCCUAAAAACAUUCAGGUAUAAAACAGCUUUGUAUGAAAACAAUGACGUCACACAGGAAAAACAGGAAUACUCGGAACAUCUUGGAGGUCCUCAGCAGGAUCUUCAUGUGAUGAGCUGUGGAGAAACAUCAAAGUUUAGGUCAACUAGUUUGCCAUCGAGCACACCAACACCCCUAGAAUGUGUGAAGAUGAGAACCAGAUGGGUUAAAGUCCACAUCAGCUGCUAAGGCAGGGGUCACCAACAGUGAUGGGAAUAACGCCGUUUAAAAUAACGGCGUUCUUUUAUAGGUAACGGAAUAAUCUACGUAAUUACUUUUCCCACUGUUGCAACGCCGUUACCGUUACUGGGGACGGAAGGUUGUGUGUUACUAUGUGCUUGUUGAACGUUGAGCAUCAGUGUGAGGCUUUCUGACCGCCACACUUCAGCUGCAGCCAGGGAGAGAGGUGUCGGUAACGCACUUACAAACACGAUGAUGAUUGGCCGGGUGGGCGGUGACCCUCAGUGUUCUCACCGUCUCAGUCGCUGCCUGCUGUAGACCCAACAGAGCAGUGAUGGGAAUAACGCCGUUUAAAAUAACCGCAUUACUACAAAAAGUAUUUCUUUCAGUAACGAGCAAACUAAUUAAUUACCGUCUUAUCAAAACGUCGUUUCUGUUACUGAUAAGGAAAUGCGUACGCUAAACAGCGCGGAGUGCUGAAACAGUCAUCAGCUGAUCAGGAGCUAGAGAGGCAGAUGUUUUCGUCCAAGCACAUCACGGCCGUGAAGAACGAGGAAGACGUGAUGAAUAGUCUACAGCUGCAGGUGUGGAUCUGCAGCCGUGCCCUUCUUAGCGUGACAGCGGGACGUCCCAAAGGUCCGCUCACCUGUUCACCGCUCAGACGUCCUGAUCUUCUACCUUCCUAGAUCAUCCAGCUGUAACCUGUUCCUGAUCAUCUCUUUAGCCCCGCUGCAACACUGAUGCAUCUGUCUCAAACGUCAUGGAGCUCAGGUGUUAUUAGAACUACCUGUGUGUGUUUACCACCCAGCUUCAGCUCUUCUGUGGUUGGGUCUGACCCAAGUUAGUAAAUGUAAGUCCUUCAUCAGGUUUGUGCCUCUUCUAGUGUCUUUUUAAAGGAUUUUAUUUAUUUAUUUAACCAUUACUAGAUUACCAGCAACAGAAAUGCUACUAAUAACACACAAUCAUGUGAAGCUGGAAAAAUUAAAAUACUGUGCAAAAUUA